Corvus hawaiiensis (hawaiian crow) is the source of this 3760-nucleotide messenger RNA. RefSeq names its product LDL receptor related protein 8 (gene LRP8). Bases 79 to 2811 code for a protein of 910 amino acids. The transcript has 19 exons. The record is from RefSeq and is a predicted model, not a curated record. NCBI's taxonomy places the organism in Eukaryota, Metazoa, Chordata, Aves, Passeriformes, Corvidae. Gene Ontology annotation, molecular function: protein binding; calcium ion binding.
GAGCGGCGCGCUGGCUGCGCGCACCCCGCACACGGCGCGCUGCCACCGAGGGAGGGAGGGAGGGAGCGAGCGAGCACCAUGUGCCGGCCAGCGCUCGCCCGGCUGCUGCUCCUCCAGCUGCUGCUGCUCAAACUGCAUCUCGGCAAAGGCGCCGUCAAGGAGUGCGAGGAGAACCAGUUCCAGUGCCGGAACGAGCGGUGUAUCCCCGCCAUCUGGAAAUGCGACGAGGACGACGACUGCUCGGAUAACAGCGACGAGGCGGACUGCCCAAAGAAAACUUGUGCUGAGUCAGAUUUCACUUGUGACAACGGGCACUGCAUCCCAGCCAGGUGGAAAUGUGAUGGCGAAGAAGAAUGUCCCGACGGGUCAGAUGAAUCAGAAGCAGCAUGCACCAAACAAGUGUGUCCAUCUGAAAAAAUUAGCUGUGGAGACUUAAGCAACAAAUGCAUCCCGUCAUCCUGGAGAUGUGAUGGGCAGAAGGAUUGUGAAAGUGGUAUUGAUGAGGCUGGUUGCACUCCUGCCUGUUCUCCCAAUGAGUUCCAGUGCAGUAACAAGUCGUGCAUCUCCAUCAUCUUCGUGUGUGACGGUGACAAUGACUGCGGGGAUGGCAGCGAUGAAAGGAAGUGCUCCCCUCUGACCUGCAACCCCAACGAGUUCCAGUGCAACAACAGCGUGUGCAUCCCGGAGCUGUGGGUGUGCGACAACCAGCCCGACUGCAAGGAUCAGUCGGACGAGUCCAUGGAGAAGUGUGGAUACGACGCCAAGGCCCUCAACACAUGCGCAGCCCACGAGUUCCAGUGCGGGAAUGGCGAAUGCAUCCACCUCAACUGGAAGUGUGACGGGGAUGAGGACUGCAAGGACAAGUCUGAUGAGCAGGACUGCCCACUGGUGACCUGCCAGCCAGAUGAAUUCCAGUGUGGUGAUGGGACCUGUAUCCAUGGAGCAAAGCAGUGUGACAAGGUGCACGACUGUCCUGACAACAGUGACGAGGCCGGCUGUGUCCAAGAGUCAGCAUGUGAAAGUCCCAGCAAGUUUCAGUGUAAGAGUGGAGAGUGCAUUGACGGAGGCAAAGUGUGCGAUUCACAUAGAGACUGCAGGGACUGGUCUGACGAGCCUCUGAAAGAAUGUGGUGUUAAUGAAUGCUCGAUGAACAACGGUGGCUGCUCACACAUAUGCAAAGACUUGAAGAUCGGUUACGAGUGCGAAUGCCCGCCUGGAUACAAGCUUCUGGAUAAAAAAACGUGUGGAGACAUAGAUGAAUGUGAGAAUCCAGACGCUUGUAGCCAGAUCUGCAUUAAUUACAAGGGAGACUACAAAUGUGAGUGCUACGAAGGAUACGAGAUGGACACCCUGUCCAAGAACUGCAAAGCUGUAGGCAAGAGCCCAUACCUGAUCUUCACCAAUCGCCAUGAGGUCCGUAAGAUAGACCUGGUGAAAAGGGACUACUCCCGCAUCAUUCCCAUGCUGAAGAAUGUGGUGGCGUUGGAUGUGGAGGUGUCAACAAACAGAAUAUAUUGGUGUGAUUUGUUCUACCGAAAAAUCUACAGCGCCUACAUCGACAAAGCGAGCGACACAGCCGAGCAGGUGAUCCUGAUCGACAGCCAGCUCAACUCCCCUGAGGGACUGGCCAUUGACUGGGUCCAUAAGAACAUCUACUGGACAGACUCUGGAAACAAGACCAUCUCAGUGGCCACUGCAGAUGGAAGCAGGAGGAGGACACUUUUCAACAGUGACCUCAGUGAGCCCAGAGCCAUCGCUGUGGAUCCCACACAGAGGUUCAUGUAUUGGUCUGACUGGGGAGACAAAGCCAAGAUCGAGAAGGCCGGUCUGAACGGCGUGGGGCGGCAGGUGCUGGUCACAGAUAACAUCGAGUGGCCAAACGGCAUCACACUUGAUUUGCUGAAUCAGCGUCUCUACUGGGUAGACUCCAAAUUGCAUUCACUGUCCUGCAUUGAUUUCAAUGGCAGCAACAGAAAAGUUCUGAUCUCCUCUGUGGAUGAUCUGAGCCAUCCUUUUGGCUUGGCAGUGUUUGAGGACAGAGUGUUCUGGACUGACCUGGAGAAUGAAGCGAUCUUCAGUGCAAACAGGCUCAAUGGCUUGGACAUCUCCAUUCUGGCAGAGAAUCUCAAUAACCCUCAUGACAUCGUGGUGUUUCAUGAAUUAAAGCAGCCCAAAGCUCCAGACUCCUGUGAGCUCAGCUCCCAGCCAAAUGGAGGCUGUGACUACUUGUGUCUUCCUGCACCUCAGAUCUCUCCCCAUUCCCCCAAGUACACCUGUGCCUGUCCUGACAAUAUGUGGCUGGGUCCUGACAUGAAAAAAUGCUACAAAGCUCCUGUAGUGGUUUCCACAACCACUGCAGGCACCACGACCAUCACUGCUGUACCUGGCAGUGCCAAUGACACCACUGAAGUUGUUCCCAAAGCUGUACCAGAAGCUACAAUCACCACCCCAAGUCUUCAUUUACCUUCCACCACAUCCAUCCUGAUAGAUUCUGAGAUGACCACUGGAAACAGCAAUUUAUCACAGCACUAUGCAAAUGAUGAUGAAGGCUUCGGUUCAACUGUGACAGCAGCUGUGAUUGGAAUUGUCAUUCCUGUGGUGGUCAUUGGCUUGCUGUGCAUGGGGGGAUACCUCAUCUGGAGAAACUGGAAACGGAAGAAUACUAAAAGCAUGAAUUUUGAUAAUCCAGUUUAUAGGAAGACAACAGAAGAGGAAGAUGAAGAUGAAAUCCAUAUUGGACGAACUGCCCAAAUUGGACACGUGUACCCAGCACGUGUAGCAUUAAGCUUAGAAGAUGAUGGGUUGCCAUGAGGAUGCUGCUCCAAUCAACUGAACACAGAACAAAUCUGCUUUGGAUCACAGAACCUGCUUCUUCUUUUUGAUCGUUAUUUAUGUUGCAGAAGGGUAACCACAAAGUUAUAAUGAACUGCAAACAUCCAAAGGAUGUGAGAGUUUUGUAUGUAUAAUCUUUUAUACACAUUUUAACUUGUUGCACUACCCAUUUGUGAUAGUGAAUAAGCAACAGCUGAGCUACUAACUCAAUGUACAUAACCAGCCAGGCUGAAGGUUCAGUAGCUAUUGCUUUAUUUUAAGACUAUAUUUAUAGAUAUUUUGUAAAUAUGUUGAAUAUGCUUUGUGGCUAUCCAUCAACAUAAGUAAAAUAAAUUCUGUACAGGCAGUUUAGAAAUAUUUAUUAACAAAAUCUGGAUUAUAAGAUCUGUUCUGUAAAUAUAGUAGAGGGGUGAGAGUAUUUAUUUUUUGUAUGUUUGGCUUGCUGUGCAUAGAUUAUCUGUGUAUAUAUCUAUCUGGACAAGAUAGAUAUAUAGACAUAUAAAUAUAUACAUAUAUAUAAAAAUAUAUACAUAUAUUUUAAAACUACUAGCCUACAUUUAUGAAAAUUAGGGAUAAUUGAAUUUUUACAGGAUGUUUGAGAAGUUUGCUGUGAAAUCUAAAGACACUAUGUAAGAAAGAGCUGUAGUGUAAGAUAGCUGACCAGUGAAGCACUCCAUAAAAAACAGCUCCUGAUUUCCAUCCUGGCUCUUAAGGGCUGCUUUUACAUUUUCCAGUCUAUCCAUGAAGAAUCCAUGCAGUGCAUUUAACUGGAGAGCUAUUGCCUACAGCAUUUCAGUCAGGAGAAACUCCUACAGCACCUAGGGUUUUUGUGUUGUAUUGUUGCUUUUUUACAGCUUGGUACAAAUCUGAUUUGGUUUUUGCUUGUUUGUUUCUAAAUGUAAAUCUAAAUGCUUUUCCACACUGGCAA